This is a messenger RNA of Cornus florida, 1219 nucleotides long. Its product is annotated as uricase-2. Gene Ontology annotation, molecular function: urate oxidase activity. Gene Ontology annotation, biological process: purine nucleobase catabolic process; urate catabolic process. The transcript is spliced from 8 exons. The record is from RefSeq and is a predicted model, not a curated record. Gene Ontology annotation, cellular component: peroxisome. The coding region runs from base 114 to 1040 and encodes 308 amino acids. Lineage: Eukaryota; Viridiplantae; Streptophyta; Magnoliopsida; Cornales; Cornaceae.
AGCCUGCCAUAAUUCACUCCACCUCUCAUCUCUCAUUCUCUAUAUACGCGGAUCAAAAUCUGAAAGUACGACUCUCGUACAGAUACAGAGUAUAGUUACAGUGAAUAACAGACAUGGCCAACGGAAUUAAUGGCUUGAAAUUCGAGCAGAAGCACGGCAAGGCCAGGGUGAGAGUCGCUAGGGUUUGGAAGAACGAAGAUGGCCGCCAUUUCUUCGUCGAAUGGAGCGUCAACGUCAGCCUCCUCUCCGAUUGCCUUCCCGCCUAUGAUCGCGGCGACAAUUCCAGUAUCGUCGCCACCGAUACCAUGAAGAACACUGUAUACGUGAAAGCAAAGGAACAUACAAAACAAAUUGCAGUGGAGGACUUUGCAAUUGGACUUGGCAAGCACUUCACAUCCUUUUAUCAACCGGUUACCACUGCCAUCAUUAAGAUAGUGGAAAAACCAUGGGAGCGUAUAUGCAUAGAUGGUCAACCACAUGAUCAUGGUUUUAAACUUGGAUCUGAGAAGCAUAUAACAGAAGUUAUCGUAGAGAAAUCUGGCAACUUGCAGGUGACUUCUGGUAUUGAAGGACUGGCAGUGCUGAAGACAACCAAGUCAGGAUUUGAAGGAUUCAUAAGGGACAAAUACACAAUAUUGCCUGAAACACGAGAGAGAUUGCUGGCAACAGAAGUCACUGCAUCAUGGAGAUACACUUUUGAAUCUCUAUCAAGCAUUCCUUUGAAGCCACUUUACUUCACUGAGAGAUACCAGGAUGUGAAAAAAGUUUUGGUUGAGACUUUUUUUGGUCCACCACAAGUUGGAGUUUACAGCCCAUCUGUUCAGAGCACUCUUUAUCACAUGGCAAAGGCUGUUCUUGACAGGUUCCCUGAUAUAUCGUCGGUCCAUUUGGAAAUGCCAAAUAUCCAUUUCCUGCCAGUUAAUUUAUCAACCAAAGAUAAGCCAGCUAUUGUUAAGUUUGAAGACGAUGUAUAUCUACCAACCAGUGAACCGCAUGGAACAAUUGAAGCAAGCUUGAGCCGCAUCCGGUCAAAGAUGUAGAUGCUGCUAAAGAAGUGGUUUCUGUUUAUCUAUCGAAAAAUAAAAAAUAAAAAUAAAAGAAUAAAGAGAAAUAGUUUGCUGUUAAAAGUAUGGCUUGUGGAUUUUCUUCAACUCUGCUUCAUCCUAUGAUGAAAUGUGUUUAUUUUAUAUAUUUAUAUAUAUACUUUUAUCAUCGACAA